AUGGUUAUGUGCAGCAGAGGUGUACUCCUCAAGGUCGACGAACACCUGGAAGAAUCCCUCCUCGCCCGCGCCGAAACAGAGCGCAUGAACGAUCCUACAUUUCCGCAUCUUGAAUGCAUGGACAACCACACAUUCUUUAUGAAUUGUUCCGAUGAUAAUGAUUCACAGAGGCUGAGUCGGUGUGUUGAGACGCUGAAAAAGCAGUUGGGCGGAGCUGUCACAGUGUUUGAUUGGGACUAUGUGUCGGAUGGAAGUGAAAAAGAUGAUGAAGAGAUUGCGCGGACAGGGCAAACCCAGCCGACAAGACCAUCCAAUCAUCCAGAUAUUGUGGACGACACAGCAAACAAAGGGCCUAAGAUCAUCCAAUCGAAUAGUCCUGUAGACUCGACGUACGACUCUGAUGAUGCGCAUUUGGAUAUGUGCGAGGCCGACCUCUGGUUCGGAUCACAACGCGGUGGAAGCUCGAAGAAACGAAAGCGAGUUUCUUCAGUUGCAGACACGGAACCCGAAUAUGAUCUCGAAGUCCUAUCCCCGAACCAAGUAGACUCUUGUUCGAAACACAAGCCAAAAUGGGAUGCAAAGUCGAGACUAUCAUCCAGACUCACUGCACAUGAAUGGGCUCUCGAGCAGCAUGCCAAUGUCAUGACGGCUAUGGCGGUGCCAGACAACUCGCAGAAGCAAAGGGCUUAUUUGCAAAAAGGUGAGCGGCGAUACGAGGACUUUGUCAAGACACUCGUUGACCCUCGUGCGGACGCUCAGCAUCAGUUGGGUCUGUGUCCUUUGGACCAUUAUUUUGAUCUUGGUACCGGUAUGACUGUUGAUGAUGGAGUUUCAUUCAGGAUUGCGAAGGACAAGAACACAAGAAAAUAG
Molecule: messenger RNA, 870 nt
Organism: Pseudovirgaria hyperparasitica
Lineage: Eukaryota; Fungi; Ascomycota; Dothideomycetes; Acrospermales; Acrospermaceae
Exons: 1
Coding region: 1-870 (289 amino acids)
Source: RefSeq, a predicted model, not a curated record